GUUAAAUUACUAUUUAAACUCUCUGUAAGUGGUGAAAACGUUCACUUGUUUUUUUAAUUUUAAUCAGUUUGUUAGUUGUUUUGAUGGCUUAUCGCGCGGGCGUUUCAUUUCUAUGGUUGCUUCCGUAUUUUGCUCGAUUGGUCCUCGGGCAUACACCUUUAGAUGGUUUUCAAAAUAUUCGUCAACCACAAGAUUAUCAAAACGUAAUCAUUUCCGACAACGGUGUUUUAAUUUGUCAGAACAAUAGAUGUUUUUAUAACAGUUUCGAAAGACUCAACCGAAUGUUUCCUGGCCUUUUCCCCGCCGUGCAGGAGUACCAACGGAAGACUGGCCUACCAAUUCUGUCGACUAAUUCAUGCUUAAGCCCCUCUGUACAGAACAGCACAUCACUCGGGCCAAAGGGGAAAUCAUCAUGUCUGGGUAUGGGAGAUGGUGAUGACUGUUGUGAAACAUUUAAACAUAUCGUCCCAUACGACGACAGCACUUUUCGAAUUCGAGAUGAUGUGGAUGGAGAACCGCGUCAUAUAAUUCAGCUAUUCACGAGAGGAACUUGCGGGUCAACCAAUGACUGUCAACAUUGUCAGCAAGAAAACAAUCUAAUGGGGCUGUUGGCAAUUGACCUCUCGGGGUUAGGGCCGGUUUACCCUUUCGGCUUCUACAUGUUCCAAAUAGAAUCAUAUUGUUCUUGUCAAUCAUAUACUUAAACACAGUAACAGUGGUUGUUUCCGAGGCGCUUUAUUCAGAUGUGUUGUAAAAAAUUUCAUUUUCAUACGUGUAUAUUAUUAUACGUGUAGCAUGUAAAUGCAUUUUUGUAAUGACAAAUAUUGGGUAACAUUAAAUUUGAAAUACAUCACCGCCCCACAGUGGAAUCUGGAAUGCGAUAGGUUUAUGCAGUUUGUAUUACAUUUUCAUUGUUAUUGUAACAUAUUGUAUAAAACUUGUUAUAAUGUGUAAUACAGUGCUAUUGGUCUUUUCAUAUAAUAUAUAGUCAUGUAUUGUACACGUAACGCGUUCCUUACAUUAAAACAAACUCAAGUAAUC
Molecule: messenger RNA, 1041 nt
Organism: Dreissena polymorpha
Lineage: Eukaryota; Metazoa; Mollusca; Bivalvia; Myida; Dreissenidae
Exons: 5
Coding region: 84-704 (206 amino acids)
Source: RefSeq, a predicted model, not a curated record